This is a messenger RNA of Funneliformis mosseae, 255 nucleotides long. NCBI's taxonomy places the organism in Eukaryota, Fungi, Glomeromycota, Glomeromycetes, Glomerales, Glomeraceae. The record is from the annotation of a GenBank genome assembly.
GAAUCAAACCAAUCUGAUAAUCAGAAAUCUGAACAUAAAGAUCAUUGCGAAUAUGGACAAUUAAUUAAAUUCGUUGAAAAGGAAUUAAAGCAAAGCAAUCUUGAUGGUGAUUAUAAGCUAAGAUUAACUGCUUUGUUGCAGUAUCUAAGGCUUGUUAACCAUAAAGAGCUAAAAAUUAAAGCAAGCCUCUAUAUUGCAUGGCAAUUAAAUAAAGGAUCAUAUUUCACACGUUAUCUUAAAGCAUGGGAAAAAUUA